GUGAAACGCUGCCGCCGGGUAAAGUGCAACUUCCGCCGCCGGUCAGGCUGCAGCUCCUGCUAGAACAACACAUCACUCAGUCAGGGUUUCUGUAAUAAGAAGUCGAGAUGUCUCGGAGAUAUGAUUCAAGAACCACCAUCUUUUCCCCUGAAGGCCGUCUCUAUCAGGUGGAAUAUGCCAUGGAAGCGAUUGGUCACGCUGGGACCUGUUUAGGGAUUUUAGCCAACGACGGCGUGUUGCUGGCAGCGGAGAGAAGAAACAUCCACAAGCUGCUGGACGAGGUGUUUUUUUCAGAGAAGAUCUAUAAACUUAACGAAGACAUGGCAUGCAGCGUAGCAGGAAUCACAUCUGAUGCCAACGUCCUCACUAACGAGCUCAGGCUAAUCGCACAGAGGUAUCUCCUCCAGUACCAGGAGCCCAUCCCUUGUGAACAGCUGGUUACAGCUCUGUGUGACAUCAAACAAGCCUAUACACAGUUUGGAGGGAAAAGACCAUUUGGUGUGUCGCUGCUGUAUAUGGGCUGGGAUAAACACUAUGGCUUCCAGCUGUACCAGAGUGACCCCAGUGGAAACUACGGAGGCUGGAAGGCUACCUGCAUCGGCAACAACAGCGCAGCUGCUGUGUCAAUGCUGAAGCAGGACUUUAAAGAGGGAGAGAUGACGCUCUCUGCAGCUCUCGCUCUCGCCAUUAAAGUGCUCAACAAGACCAUGGACGUCAGCAAGCUCUCUGCAGAGAAAGUUGAGAUCGCCACGUUGACGCGAGAGAACGGUAAGACCAAAAUCAAGGUCCUCAAACAGAAAGAGGUGGAAGAGUUGAUCAAGAAGCACGAAGCAGAGGAGGCCAAGGCGGAGAAAGACAAGAAAGAGAAGGAACAGAAGGAGAAAGACAAAUGAGAAACCUGCACUUCUUCUUUUCUAAAAUCCAAAAAAAAGGGGUUUGACUUCACAGUGUACCACUCAGUCUUGUCUGUAUGUCUACUUUUUUCUUUAAUAAACACAACACAGUGA
Pangasianodon hypophthalmus (striped catfish) is the source of this 1007-nucleotide messenger RNA. RefSeq names its product proteasome 20S subunit alpha 4 (gene psma4). Lineage: Eukaryota; Metazoa; Chordata; Actinopteri; Siluriformes; Pangasiidae. The record is from RefSeq and is a predicted model, not a curated record. Gene Ontology annotation, biological process: ubiquitin-dependent protein catabolic process. The transcript is spliced from 9 exons. Bases 108 to 893 code for a protein of 261 amino acids. Gene Ontology annotation, cellular component: proteasome core complex; proteasome core complex, alpha-subunit complex; nucleus.